Molecule: messenger RNA, 573 nt
Organism: Magallana angulata
Lineage: Eukaryota; Metazoa; Mollusca; Bivalvia; Ostreida; Ostreidae
Exons: 3
Coding region: 1-381 (126 amino acids)
Source: RefSeq, a predicted model, not a curated record
AUGUUAGUGUUGCAUAAACAAGAUACUCAAAUCUGUCUCAUCAUUGAACAGAUAUUUUUAAACUUCCGUAAUCAAUACCUUCCUGUUUUCUCUAUUUCAGCAGGGAGUACGGGAUUGGUGGUUAUUAAGAGGUCAAGUCGAAAGAACUCAUUGUGUUCCUCUGUUAUUAUCCUUGCGGUUGCCGUAGAUACGCUUAGUUUGCGCCCCUCGGGUUGCCUUGGAGACAUCUUGUGGAGCAAGGAGAUGGCCAACCCGCUGAGGCUUCUGGGAGAGGUGCUGAUGGAGCUGGUGAAGAUCAUUGUCCUACUUCUAUGGGUGCCGGUCCGCGCCGUACUGAAGAAUAUAGUGUACGUCCCGUCCUCACGGAGAGGCCCGCGGUGAAUCAAGCUAACACGGACCUGUGCAUAGUGGUUUUGUGUCAGCAAUUCAGAACGAUUCAUUACGACAGGGUCGAUGUUUGAUUAGUUAUAAAGUGAACCUAUUCGUUUUUUCACAUAAAUCAACAGUGUUUAUGCCUUGAACAUAUAGAUAAAUUUGUAUACAUAUAAAGUCGGAUAAAACAAACACUUCAGU